AUGAGUAGACCCAGCCCCCAAGUCUGGACAUGCUCCCGCUGUGUGCUUCGAGCCCAGCGGUUGCGGGGCGGUCUCCCGAAAAUCCCCAGUACCGAGCCCUGGGCAGUCAGACCUUCUGGACGUUCUUUCAGCAGCAAACUUCACCUCCAGGACGAGAAGCCUUCGGGACCAAAUACUGCACAGACUGCGGCCCAGGAUGAGCAGACUCAGGGCGCCAUGUCGCGGCGACUGGCGGAAAUGGCCGAGGAGACAAUAGACACUGGGAGCAAAAGUGACCGCAAGCUGAUGCAAGAUGCCGGCUUUUCAGAAGAUUUAAAGGCGCAGUUAGAACAAAGGAUUGCUCAGACCAGUUUCGAUGCUCAAAAUCAGAGAGCUGCAAGCCAAGUCAACCUUCCAAGUGCAGCAGGAAAAGGCACACGCGACAUCGCCGGCGCACAGCCCUGGACAGGGUCCGAAAGCCUCCACGACUCCGCUCUCCGUAUGCUCGACGACUCCCACAAGAGACUACGUACACCGAGCCGUCCGCCCUCUCUGGGGGCGAAGGUCAACCUCCGCCCUGCGCCGAAACCGAAACUCUCUGCCGCCGAUCGACUCGCAAAUGCCCGCGACCGGACGUCACGAUAUGCGAUAAGCCAGCAGGAGGACUUGUCCGAGGAAGAGCGGGAGAAGUACCGCAAGGAACUCAAGGAACGCUUCUCGCCGGGUGCCAGACCUAUGCCGACGUCACUACAGGGCCUGACGAGUCUGGCCAACGAGCGGAUCGAAGACGCGAUUGCCCGGGGCCAGUUCAAGAACAUUUCGCGCGGCAAAGGGAUCAACGUCGAAAGGGAUUAUACCGCAAACAGCCCCUUCCUGGAUACGACCGAGUAUUUCAUGAACAAGAUCAUACAAAAGCAAGAGAUUGUGCCACCGUGGAUAGAGAAGCAGCAGGAACUCGUCAAGGCCGUCGCGAGUUUCCGCGGACGCUUGCGCAAUGACUGGCGUAGACAUGCGGCCAGGGUGAUUUCGAGUUCCGGUGGCAGUGUCCAGGAUCAGGUGCGCAGGGCCAAGGCGUACGCGCUGGCGGAGGAGAUGGUCAAUCCGAGGAUCCGCAAGGUCGAGAAUUUGACCUCGAUAGCCGCCGAUGGCACUUUGACCAGUGUCACGGUCGAAGAGCGCAUUGCCGCUGGUGUUGCUGGGGAGGGCGGGCGUGGGCGUGAACCUGACGCCGCCACGCCUGCGUCUGCAGAAGAACAUGCGCAGGACGUCGUGCAGAUCCAAGUGACGGAGCAACCCGCGGAGAAUGUAUCUCCUGCUCCUGCUCCUGCUGCGGCGGCGGCGACGGCGACGGACACCGUAGUCGCCACCACCACCACCACCACCAGGCCCCUCGAACCAGUUGAUCAAUCACCAUCUCGACCUCAAUUUGACGAGCGGCCCGUCGAACGGCCCAUCCGCGCGGCGGCGUACCCCUUCCGCGACCCAUCAUGGGAGAAAGCCGAACUAGCCUACCACACGCUCGCCGUGCAACAACUCAACGCGCUCACACGCUCCUACAACCUCAUGGCCCCCAAAGUCGCGCAGAAACCCUACUACACGCUCGCGCGCGAACUGAACCGCUGCUUCGCCGACGUGGCGCCCCUCUUGGCCGACGAGAUCCUCGAGCGCAGCAGGAAACCCGUCGUCAGGAUCAGUGUCAUGCCGCACCGCGAGGGCGGCGUGUUGGAGCGCUUCGGUGCCGGUGCCGGCCACCAGGGCCGGAUCAGGGAGGAGGUCCAGGGCAAAGAGUAUGGGUUUAGACAGUUCUGGAAAGAUUUGUUUGGGGCUGGCGGAAAGAAGGGAAGACAGAUGGCGUGA
Exophiala xenobiotica is the source of this 1836-nucleotide messenger RNA. RefSeq lists its product as uncharacterized. The record is from RefSeq and is a predicted model, not a curated record. Bases 1 to 1836 code for a protein of 611 amino acids. The transcript has 2 exons. Lineage: Eukaryota; Fungi; Ascomycota; Eurotiomycetes; Chaetothyriales; Herpotrichiellaceae.